UCAUCAGUGAGAAUUACUGGAGUUUUAGCCGCUGACUGCUUCCAUUUUUCGAGCAGAUUUGAAAGAACUUUUUUCCUUUUGGAUGACGCCGAAAUUGCGCGUCGCAGAAGUGUGACUCGAUUGUACCUUUGAACUUUGACUCACACCAAAAUGGAGUCGUCUCCCCACCAGCAGUACUGCCUCCGUUGGAACAACCACAGUGCAAAUCUCCAAUUAGCCUUUCACGACCUCCUCCAGAAGCAGGCAUUCACGGAUGUCUUGCUGGUGGUGGAGGACGGUGCUGGAACCACAUCGAUCAAAUGCCACAAGAUGGUUCUGGCAGCGUGCUCGACAUUCUUCGAGACCAUCUUCCGACAGGCCCCCUCCAACGAGCAGUACCUGAUGCUGCUGUUGCCAGGUGUCAAGGGCUGGGAGAUGGAGGCAAUCCUGGAGUACAUGUACCAGGGUGAGGUCUGCGUCCUUCAGGAGAGGAUCAACGACCUCCUGAAGGUGGCAAAGCUGCUGAAGGUCAAAGGCCUCAUCGACGACGACCCCCAGGACUCCCGUGACCUUGAGUCACCACCUCCGCUGAUCAGCAGCACUGAUUACAAAAAUUCCAACGGAAGGGACUUGCAAAAACUCCAAGGAUCACCCCCACAUUCUACGUCUGUUCCGUACUACUCGUACGCGACGUCGCCCACCCUCGGUGCAGCUGCUGGCUACAUGCCCUCACCAGGGUGGAACCACCUCUCCAAUCUUUCCCUAGCUGCGGAAUCCGUUCUCAAUCCCCUCCUGGCUCGGAGAUCGACGACACUCCUGCCAGCAGCUUAUGAAACCAGCGAGAGCGAACAGAACCGGGAGUCAGGAAUCUUGAGGACUGUUCUUGGCCAGAGCCAUGCAGACAGCUCACAGGGCAUGUCCACUGCAGAUGAUGCACUUGAGCUGACCGCUGGGCUCAACGGACACAGCGCCUUCACUGCUGAUGUCUCCGUGAAGAAGGGCACCAAGAGAAGGGCUUCGCAAGAGCAUCAACAGCGCAAGAGCAGUGGAAAAAACUACAAGCUGUACUCGAAAGAGCAGAUGGCCGAGGCGAUAAAGAAAGUCGAGAACGGCGAGUGCGCCUUGGCAGUAGCCACCGCCUUAGGUAUUCCAUCUCGCACCCUUUACGAUAAAGUAAAGAAAAUGGGGAUUAGGACCCAGCGAACUGGCAAACGCCAUCGCAGCGCCAGCAGCGCCCACUUUCCUCACGGAAUAGGGGGCAAUCGAAAUGGCGAUAUAUACAGAAGCAUGACAGAUCACGAUGACGCGUCAAUGGCUCUGUUGGACAUGGCUCAAGGUCAAGGUCGCCAGCCAUCAGAGUACUCUGAAAUUAGCCUGGAGAACGUGAAGAGAAGCCCUAGUCCGGCGACCCAAGAAGACGCUCUUCAGCCGUCCGAGAACUCUGACGCCAGUUCAACUCCUGAAGAUGACGGUACCAAGCAGGAUGACGAUGAUGUUCAGGAUCUCUCGGUCCAACGCACGAAUGUCAUAGUAUCGCCCGGCAAUCACCACAUCAAGGAGGAGAAGGAUGACUCACCCCAGGACUGAUUACGUGAGUCAUUACGGAAACUUUCGUAAGACUGAGAGGGACUGUAUCUUUUCUCUUCCCUUUGCCUGGAAGACAGACUGACAAUGAUAUGGUGUUUAGACUGAGAUUGACAAACCUCCAAUGAAAUCAUAACACGAAUAUCGGAAGAAUACUAUCGGUAUUCACAAUCAGAUGUAAAAUAUUUGGAAUUUUUAAAUUUUUUAUUCAGUUUUAUUUAUUUAUUUUACGUUUUGAUGAUGAGAAUCGUUGAGCAUGUGUCGCGAAAUGACGCCGCAACAUCAUCACAUAGAUUUAUAUGGUUAUAGAAAGUUAGAAAUAGCAGUGAAGAUUACCUGAGACAGGAUCACAACUCACUUGUUCUUCAUCUUCUUCCUAAUUUAAGGUUUCUUCGUUAGAUAGACAUUGGUUGGAUAGAAUCUUUCACGAAUACGUUAGGACAGUUAGCUUAAGAACGAUUGUGAUGUAAAUAUAGGAGAAUAUCGAAUACAACUCGUUGAAAAAAGCUCCCGGUGCCUUUUCAGCGAUGAGAGGAUGAACAAAUGAUGAUUGUAAACGAGCAUAAUUGAAAGAAAUAACAUCACAAGACGAUGCUGCCGAAAACUUUAAUAUUAGAAAUAGACGUUAACGAUGUAAACCGUAAAGAUCAAAUAGUGGCCUUGGGAUACUGUGGCAAUAUGUUGCUCAAUAGGCAAUUUACCGUAAACAAUAAAGUGGAAUCGGUCUCCAUACGAUAUAUAAGACUGAUAAUACGUUUAAUCCGUGAAUUCAUCGUCAUUGUGUUCCGUAAACAGUUACCACGGAGACUAUUAGAUAUUAGAUGCGAAGUUACCACCGAUAUUUAUGAACAUUUCAUUGUAACUCUUGACUUCAAAGAUGUUUGGACAAUGUAGGCUAUUUUAUCCUGUUGCAUUUGGCAUUCAUCCGGAAAUGUGGCACCACUGAGCAAAAGUUUCAACUUGUUCUCUCGCGAAGAUACUUUUAACAGAUUGUGAAAGAUAGAAGGGUGAGCGAUUGACCGUCCAACGGCAAGAAUCGUGACAACUCAUUGUAAUAAUGGGAAGUGUACCUUCUUACGUACUUACGCGAUCCCUAAUGUAUCGUACUCUUCGGUUGAAAAUUUAUCAAUGAAUAUUCUAAGCUUGUUAUUCACGCUAUUUUAUAGAUAUCCAUUCACUUUAACUAGACUAAUUUGUCAUAAAAACUGAGAGAUGAGUAAUCAUCGAUCAAUUAUUUUAAUAUGAUUGUUAAUCACUAGAUUAUUGUAAUGUAAUGUCUCGACACUAAGUACAAAGAAAGUGCCUAGAUUCUAUACUUCAUCGACUCUACCUCAGCAUUAUUGAUGAUACCAUAUUCGCAUGGAAUUAGCUGAUUUUACUCAGAAAUUGUAUUAGGUAGUGACUCCACUUGGAAUUGUGAGGAUAACUCACUGUUUGACAACUUUUCCUUG
Molecule: messenger RNA, 3014 nt
Organism: Diachasma alloeum
Lineage: Eukaryota; Metazoa; Arthropoda; Insecta; Hymenoptera; Braconidae
Product: protein bric-a-brac 2
Exons: 3
Coding region: 151-1566 (471 amino acids)
Biological process (GO): regulation of transcription by RNA polymerase II
Cellular component (GO): nucleus
Molecular function (GO): protein binding
Source: RefSeq, a predicted model, not a curated record